AAUAUGACAGGACAACUCAGGUUACUACACAUAGCUUGUGCUGCAAAAGCAAAGCAGAGAAAUAUAACAUUGGCACGGUCUACAAGAGAUUCAGUACUUCGUUUUUCAGUAUUAGGGGGAUAUGACAGAGGCUGUGGGAUAUUUAUUUCAAAAGUGGAAAAAGGCUCCAAGGCACAAGAAGUUGGUCUCCGAAGAGGAGAUCAGAUUUUAGAAGUCAAUGGUCACAAUUUUGAGAGAAUUUGUCAUGGCAAAGCUCUAGAAGUGUUACGAGGAACUACUCAUCUAUGUCUAACUGUCAAAACUAAUAUGUUAGCUUUUAAAGAAAUGUUAAGUACACCAGAGAAUCCUGAUCGGAGGAUGAGUCGAGAAUUAUCCAGAUUACAGUCAGAUCCGCGGGGAAGGUUGUCAAUUCCUGAUAUUGCUGCUACAUUGCCGUCAUCUUCACCCUCAAUAAAAGCAAAAGACCGAGACAAGAAAGGGUUUGCCACACUGGGACAUAAAGCCAGAAUACGGAGGGCAAUGGCAAAGCUUAGUAUUCUGCCGAAUAAAAAUGUACAUGGGAGUGACUCUCAACUUAACAGAGUACAAGAUGAUAGUAAUAUGCCGGGGAAGCGUACCAGUGUUUCCAGUUUACCGAGUAGUUUUCUUAGCAAUAGCAAUCCUGACCUCACAGCACCACAGAAUUUUGAACCGUUUAAUGGCCGACCUGAUUUUCCCGACAACGUAGUCAAGGUUUAUAAAGCUGAUCAAACAUGUAAAUAUUUUUUAGUUCACAAGGAGACAACAGCAAGGGAGAUUGUCAUGUUAGCCAUGAGGGAGUUUGGAUUUACAGACAAUCAAAAUUGUGGUAAAUACUCGCUAUGUGAGGUGUCAGUCUCGCCUGAAAGCGUUGUAAAACAGAAGCGGCUUCCAGAUCACUUAAGUAACUUGAUGUCCAGGUCAUCUCUGACGGGAAGGUACUACCUCAAAAAUAACAUGUCAACGGAACAACUGGUUACUGACGAGAUUGCUGUGGAGCUUCUGAAAGAAGGAGUGGUGAAUUUUUUACAGCUCAAUGGUUCUGAAGUUGCAAUACAAAUGACGCUUCAUGAUUUUGAGAAAUUUCAAUCAAUUGAACCAACGGAGUACAUAGAUGACCUAUGGCGAAAUAACUCAAAACACGGCACAAUUAAACUUAAAGAAUUUGAAGAGCUUGUGAACCGAGAAAUGUUCUGGGUUGUCACGGAAAUUGUCAGUGAACUUAAUCAAUUGAAACGAGUGAAGAUAAUUAAACAAUUCAUUAAAAUUUCAA
Molecule: messenger RNA, 1291 nt
Organism: Saccoglossus kowalevskii
Lineage: Eukaryota; Metazoa; Hemichordata; Enteropneusta; Harrimaniidae
Product: rap guanine nucleotide exchange factor 6-like
Biological process (GO): Ras protein signal transduction
Cellular component (GO): apical plasma membrane; plasma membrane
Molecular function (GO): guanyl-nucleotide exchange factor activity; protein binding
Source: RefSeq, a predicted model, not a curated record